CUGAAAACUGGCGCAGAUUCAAGCAGCUGUUCCAGAUUUAUAUGAAAGCUUCAGGAAAUGCUUCAAAAGAUUCAGAUGUGAAAGUUGCUUUAUUUUUAAAUGCCGCUGGUGAGGAAGCAGUUGAAGUGUUCAACACGUUCAAUCUUUCAACAGGAGAUCAGGGUAACUAUGAAAAAGUGCUUGAGAGGUUUGAAGCUUUCACGACACCUAGAACAAAUGUUGUGGUGGAGAGAUUUUUAUUCAAUAAGAGAAAACAAGAAGAAGGGGAACUUUUUGAUUGUUUCGUAACUGACCUGAAAAAACUUGUAAAAUCUUGCGAAUUUGGUGAGCAGAGUGACUCUGUCAUACGUGAUCGCAUUGUCCUUGGAGUAUCAGAUGCCAGUUUACAGGAGAGGAUGCUGCGAGAAAAUAAUCUGAGUUUGGAAAAAGCAAUUGAAUUAGGGAAAGCAGCUGAAUUGAGCAAAGCUCGUGCUCAAACGUUAAGAGAACACAAUGUUGACAGCGUAACUAGAGAAAAAGUGAAGCAACAUCGGACAGGAGGAGCCAAUGCAGCCUUAGCAGUGAGGAAGCACAGAGGAUGGAGUGAUGACACUUCAAAUACUGAGACAUCUUUAUGUAAAAAAUGCAACAGACAUCACGUUAAUGGACAGUGUCCGGCAUAUGGAAAAAAAUGCUUUAAUUGUGGCAAACUAAAUCACUUUUCGACUAUGUGCAGACUGAAGCACAUCCAAAAUGUUUCUCAGCAUGAUAACGCAGAUGUAUAUAGGGAAUCUGAUAAUGAAUUCUUCGUGAAUUCCAUAAAUGUUCAAAGAACUAAAAGUGUGUGCUCAACAUCAUCUACAAAAGAGUGGACUAAAACUUUAAUUGUUGAAGGGACAACUGUGACUUUUAAGUUGGACACAGGGUCUGAAGUGAAUGUUUUGCCUGUGAAAACUUACGAAACACUGAGUGCUAAGAACUCUAAUCUUAUUUUAAACAAGUGUAAUGUUGUAUUAGAAGCAUUUGGGGGGUCCAAGGUUAAACCUGAUGGGUCAUUAAUGUUACAAUGUUCCUCAGAUGGUGUGGAUCAUACUCUAGAGUUUUUAAUUGUUUCUAGCAAGCAUAUACGUCCAUUAUUAGGAAUUGAUGCAUGUGUUAAACUUAAUUUAAUUCAGUUUAUAAAUAAGGUUGGAAUAUCAAUUAAAGGUAAGUUGGAUCAGUAUACAAUUGUUUUACCUCCAUCUAAAGAUCAAUUUAUUAUUAAUAAUUCAGAAGUGUUUGAAGGUGUGGGGAAAUUUAGUGGAUUGUGUAAAAUCAUGGUUGAUGAUCAGAUAGCUCCUGUAGUGAGACCACCACGUAGAGUACCACUUAGUUUAAAACCUAAACUUGAAUUAAAAUUAAGCGAAUUAGAGAGACAGGGCAUUAUUGCAAAAGUUGAUCAACCUUUGAACUGGGUUAGCAAUCUAGUAAUAAUUGAAAAAGCUAAUGGAUCCUUAAGAAUAUGCCUUGAUCCUCAAGAUCUUAACAAAGCUAUAAAAAGAGAACAUGUGUUGAUUCCAACAAUUGAGGAGAUUUUACCAAAGCUAUGUAAUAAAUCAAUUUACUCUGUUUUGGACUUAAAGGAUGGGUUUUUUUCAAAUAGCGUUAGAUGGAAAUAGUAGUGAUCUUUGUACUUUUAGCACACCAUUUGGAUGCUAUAAAUUCUUAAGGCUUCCAAUGGGUAUUUCCUGUGCACCUGAAAUUUUUCAGAAACGCAAUCUUGAAAACUUUGGUGAUAUACCAGGAGUAUUGGUCUAUUUUGAUGACAUCCUCAUUGCUGCUAGCACUAUACAAGAACAUGAUAAAAUUUUAACAGAGGUCAUCAACAGAGCUAAAAAACUCAAUAUUAAAUUCAACAAGCAAAAACUUCAAUAUAGGGUUAGUGAGGUUAAAUAUUUAGGUCAUUUAUUUAAUGCGUCAGGCAUGCGACCUGAUCCUGAUCGAAUUAAAGCCAUUACUGAGUUACAGGAACCUCAGAAUAAGCAUGAAUUACAGCGUGUUUUGGGAAUGUGUAAUUAUUUGAGGAAAUUUGUACCACAUUUUUCAGAGAAAACAGCCAUAUUAAGGGAACUUUUGAAAAACAAAGUAGAAUGGCAGUGGUUACAGCUACAUUCUAAAGCAUUCAGGGAA
Molecule: messenger RNA, 2148 nt
Organism: Stegodyphus dumicola
Lineage: Eukaryota; Metazoa; Arthropoda; Arachnida; Araneae; Eresidae
Source: RefSeq, a predicted model, not a curated record